Molecule: messenger RNA, 1761 nt
Organism: Naumovozyma castellii
Lineage: Eukaryota; Fungi; Ascomycota; Saccharomycetes; Saccharomycetales; Saccharomycetaceae
Gene: MNN5
Product: alpha-1,2-mannosyltransferase MNN5
Exons: 1
Coding region: 1-1761 (586 amino acids)
Source: RefSeq, a predicted model, not a curated record
AUGACACUCCCAUUCCUUCACUCCAUACGUAGAAGGAAAAACCCAAUAUUUGUUUUAUGUGCCCUCCUGAUCAUAUACCUCCUGUUGCACGUCUCGAAUUACGAUGCUAAGGACUUCCAAUACCAAUUCCUUUCCGGUCUCACGACUGCGGAGAGGAAAGUCCCACAAGUGGAAGCAUUUUACUUAGAUCUAUUCAAUUCUAUAAAUCAGUAUAGACCAUUGAAUCCACCGGGCAAUUGGGAGGACCUACGUGAUAAGGAUAAAUGUAAAUGGUCCGGUGACAUCUCUGUAAAUGACGACGGAAGAGACGCUAAUGAAAGAUUGAGUAUGGAGAAUUUAGACGAAUGUUUCAAGUUGUCCAGUAUACAAUUGAAUAAUUUGAAAAGAGCUCAUUCAGGAUACGUCAAAAAUAUUCGCGAUAAGUUUGACGAUAAAAAUGAAAGAUUAACUAAUAGCUUGUUCCCUAAUAAUGUUGGGAUUGUCACCAUUGGAGGGGGGAGAUAUACAGUCUUGUUGAUGACCAUGAUUGCCAAAUUAAGAGAUACGGGAACAAGUUUACCAAUUGAAGUCAUUAUCCCACCUGAAGAUGAAGGUGACGAUGAUUUUUGUAAUGUUAUCUUACCCAAAUGGAAUGGUAAAUGUGUCUUUUUCAAAGAUGUAUUACCUGAUGAAUUAAACAAGAAAUUGAUGCUUCAAAGUUACCAAAUUAAACCCUUGGCUGUUCUAUUGUCAAGUUUUAAAAAAAUUUUAUUUUUAGAUGCUGAUAAUUAUGCUAUGAAGGAUUUGGAUCAUAUUUUCGAAAGUGAACCAUUCAUAGAAAAUGGGUUGAUCGUAUGGCCUGAUUAUUGGAGACGUGUGACACCACCUGCUUAUUAUAAGAUUGCCGAUAUAAAUAUUUCCAAAAAGAAGAGAAUACGUAACAUUAAUGAUGAUAUCACACCACCAUCUUAUUAUGAUAAUAAAUUAAAGGAUCGUGAUCAUCUACUCAAGGAGGUCCCCAUGCAUGAUCUUGAAGGUACUAUUCCAGAUCCAACUUCUGAAUCAGGUCAAAUGGUCAUUGACAAAGUGAAACAUUUCCAUACAUUACUAUUAUCAUUAUAUUAUAAUCUAUAUGGACCAAGUUGGUAUUAUCAAAUUUUCUCCCAAGGCACAUCCGGUCAAGGUGAUAAAGAGACUUUUAUUGCUGCCGCCCAUGCCUUAAAUAAACCAUAUUACCAAGUUACAACUAGUUUGGGAUUAAAGGGAUUCUUUUAUGAAAAUGAAUUCAGAGGUAUUGGUCUAUUACAGCGUGAUUUCCAACAAGAUUACGCACAACACCAACUGGUGAAACAAACUAUCCAAGACCAUCUAGAAGAAUAUAGCGAAUUUAAGGAAGAUUAUAAAGUUGCGGACGAGUUUAAUAAGAAAUUAAUGAUUCCACCAAAUGGUCAGCCUCUUGACGUCAUGUUUGUCCAUGCUAGUUUCUAUAAAUAUGAACCAUGGGAUUUAUACAAUGAGCGUCGUUAUGUAAAUUCAGAUGGUACACAUUUCCGUGGGUUUUCCGAUCUAAAGGAGUUCAACUAUUUUGAUAUGGAGUUAUUCAAUUUUAAAAUUUUGAGAGAUACACUUUGUUCACCUAAUAAAAAGGUUGAAUUUAAAUUCUAUAAUGAUAAAGUGUUCAGCCCUGAAUGGGACAACAUGUGUACUUAUCUGAAGGAUCAUGUAAAUUUCCUUCAAGAAACUCAUUCAGAAGCAGUAGCAAAAGAAGAGGCAAGCAACUAA